UUUUCUAUCAGAAAACGCCUCUCUCUCUUCUCUCCAUCUCACAACCGUCGCCGGACAAACCACCACUUCUCAAGCACACGACGACCAUAGCAACGUCAAGAGCCCCCAAUCAAUUGACGAUCACAGCAGCCCAUAUUCUCUCUCAUCUGAUCUGUUCUCUUGAUAUUGGCUUGAAGCCUUGAAUGAAGUCUAAGAUCGAUGGGUAUGAUACACUUGGAUAGUUGGAUUCGUAAUCAUAGCCCUAAAUUCCCCUCUUUCCACCGUGCCACUGCGCUCUCUCUCUCUCUCUAAGGCAUCAUGGAGGUAGAUGAGGAAAAUUCUGUCUCAACCUCACUUGCAGAGCCUGCAGUUGCAGUCACUAAUGGGCAGAAUGUGGUAUCUGCAAUUGACCCAAUUCCACCUCAACCGGUUCAAACUGUCAUUACACCAUUAAUCACACCUGUAAUUGUGCCUCCUAUUGCCCCAAUACCUAUAGUUCCUUCCUCGAUUCCCCGAGCUUUGGCACCUCUCCCUGUCCGUCCACCUAUCCUUAGGCCACCCCCACCACAAAAUGGCGAGGCUGGGGAUGAUGAUACAGAUUCUGACCAUGACGACUCGGGCAUCAAUAGGACUGCUGCAGAUUCAGCUGCAGAAUAUGAGAUCUCAGAAGAGAGCAAACUGAUCAAGGAGCAGCAUGAGAAAGCCAUGCAAGAACUUCUGAUGAAGCGACGUGCUGCUGCUCUUGCGGUGCCUACUAAUGACAUGGCUGUGCGGGCUCGUCUCCAGAAGCUUGGUGAACCAAUAACUCUCUUUGGAGAAAGGGAGAUGGAAAGACGGGACCGUUUGCGGAUGCUUAUGGCAAAGCUGGAUGCUGAAGGGCAAUUGGAGAGGCUUAUGAAAGCUCAUGAGGAGGAGGAAGCUGCAGCUUCUGCAACAACAACAGAAGUAGCUGAUGAUGAAAUGGUCCAGUAUCCAUUUUAUACUGAAGGCUCACAAGCUCUUUUAGAAGCUCGAUUAGACAUUGCCAAGUAUUCUAUUGUGAGGGCAGCUUUACGUCUUCAGCGUGCUAGGAGGAAAAGGGAUGAUCCAGAUGAAGAUAUGGAUGCAGAGAUUGAUUGGGCUUUGAAGCAGGCAGGAAGCUUGGUCCUUGAUUGCAGUGAAAUUGGAGAUGAUCGGCCACUUUCAGGAUGUUCCUUUUCACACGAUGGAAAAAUGCUUGCUACGUGUGCUUUAAAUGGAGUUGCCAAGUUAUGGAGCAUGCCUCAAGUCAAAAAGGUUUCUACUUUAAAGGGACACACAGAACGUGCAACUGAUGUUGCAUUUUCUCCUAUAGAUAACUUUAUAGCAACUGCAUCUGCUGAUUGCACAGCAAGGUUAUGGAACAGCGAAGGGUCUCUUCUAAGAACGUUUGAGGGCCAUUUGGAUCGUCUAGCUCGUAUUGCCUUUCAUCCAUCAGGGAAGUACUUUGGCACUACCAGCUUUGACAAGACUUGGAGAUUAUGGGAUAUAGAUACUGGUGUAGAGUUGCUUCUCCAAGAAGGUCACAGUAGAAGUAUAUAUGGGUUAUGUUUUCAUUAUGAUGGAUCUUUAGCAGCAUCCUGUGGACUGGAUGCACUUGCUCGUGUAUGGGAUCUUCGGUCUGGGAGAAGUAUUCUUGCAUUUGAAGGUCAUGUCAAGCCGGUUCUUGGUAUUGAUUUUUCUCCCAAUGGCUAUCAUUUAGCCACUGGUGGUGAAGACAAUACUUGUCGAAUUUGGGAUUUAAGGAAGAAGAAAUCUUUGUACACCAUACCUGCUCACUCGAAUCUUAUUUCUCAAGUCAAAUUUGAGCCUCAAGAGGGCUAUUUUCUGGUAACUGCUUCAUAUGAUAUGUCUGCUAAGGUAUGGUCAUCCAGAGACUUUAAGCCUGUGAAGACGCUAUCUGGUCAUGAAGCAAAAGUAACAUCAUUAGACGUUGUAGGAGAUGGACAGUAUAUUGCAACCGUUUCACAUGAUCGGACUAUCAAGCUAUGGUCAAGCAGAAACAAUGGAAAGGAGAAGGCUAUGGAUAUUGACUAAAUUGCCCUUUGAAUUUCUCAUUAGCUUAUAUAUUAGCUGGUUGUGCAUCAUCAUGUCUUUUUAUCUUCGACUAAUUUUGCUUAGAUGCCCAAACAUACAGAAUGCUCAUUGGAACCUCCAAGUCUAUACCGAUGUUCACCGUCCUUCACAAUGAUAAUGGUGGCUGUUUGAGCAUCUUUCAGCUAUAGUGCACUUGACCUUUACAAUGAUGAUGGUGGUGUGAUGCAUCCAUGCAAGAAAAACAAAAAUUGCAUCUUGAGUCAAUGAUUGACACAAUGUAGCUGAAUAGAUCAUUUUGACCAAAUGUUUCGGAUAUUGAUUUUUCUCGUAUGAGGUUUCAGUUUGACUUUGUUACAAGAAGUUGUUGAGACCAACAGAUUGUCAGCUGUUUUGAGAACUGCUUUA
This is a messenger RNA of Cornus florida, 2439 nucleotides long. RefSeq names its product U4/U6 small nuclear ribonucleoprotein PRP4-like protein. The coding region runs from base 298 to 2034 and encodes 578 amino acids. The transcript has 6 exons. NCBI's taxonomy places the organism in Eukaryota, Viridiplantae, Streptophyta, Magnoliopsida, Cornales, Cornaceae. Gene Ontology annotation, biological process: mRNA splicing, via spliceosome. Gene Ontology annotation, cellular component: U4/U6 x U5 tri-snRNP complex. The record is from RefSeq and is a predicted model, not a curated record. Gene Ontology annotation, molecular function: U4 snRNA binding; protein binding; U6 snRNA binding.